This is a messenger RNA of Prunus mume (Japanese apricot), 1715 nucleotides long. RefSeq names its product PLAC8 family protein. NCBI's taxonomy places the organism in Eukaryota, Viridiplantae, Streptophyta, Magnoliopsida, Rosales, Rosaceae. The record is from RefSeq and is a predicted model, not a curated record.
GCUUGCCAAACAAAUACCAACAUACUUUGCAGAAAGAAAGAAACAGAAACAAAUCAAAGAAUAAAGAAGAGAGAGAGAGAGAGAGAGAGAGCGUUAAUUUGGUGAUUAAGUGAGUGGUGGUUCCUAAAUCUCCUCCUAAUAUCUCUGUUUCUAAACACGGCAAGAGCAGGACCGUUCAUCAAAGUCCCACAUGAAAAUUAAAGCAAAAAAGAAGAAGAAAAUAAACGAUUACUAGCUUAAACGCCAACAAAAACCCCACCCGUCUCUCAACAGACAAACGUCACCAUCCUCUCCACCUUCACCCAAAUCGUAUUCACAAAUAAUAAAUCACCCCCCCACCCCCCCCAAAAAAAAAGUUUAAAUAUUUUUAUUUGUUCAAUAAAUAAAAACUUGAUUAUUUCUUCACAGAAUCACAUUCGUUGAAUAAAGAAAAGCGAAAACGCAUAAAAAGAAGGGGAAGGAGGAGGAGAGAGAAACGAAGCUAGGAAGGGAACCCUUGAGCUUCUUCUGGUUUUGGGGUUCGGAAAUGGGGGAUUUGGAGAAGCAAGAGACAGUGCUCAAGAAGGUGGAGGAGGAAGAAAAGGAGAAAUUUUUGGAGGGAAAUGGGAAGUCUGUGGUCGAUUUCGACGUGCUGUGCUCAACGGUGGCUUUGCAGACCCAAGGCAAGUUGGCGGCCAAGCUGCAGAGCUUUCAUGGUGGAGAAGAAGAUGGAGAUGUUGGGGAUUUGGGUGGCGUCUUCAGGAUGUGGGAAGGCGAAGUCCUUGAUUGCCUCGACGACCGUCGUAUUGCCGUCGAAUCCCUUUGUUGCCCGUGCUAUAGAUUUGGGAAGAACAUGAGUCGAGCUGGUUUUGGUCCUUGUUCGUUGCAGGGAACUCUUCAUUUGAUUCUUGCUGUUCUUGUCAUUCUCAACUGCGUUGCCUUCAUUGUUACCAAGAAGCACUGCUUUAUAUAUUUGGCGGUUGCUUUCACCAUUUCACUAGGAACAUAUUUGGGGUACUUCCGUACACAGAUGAAAAAGAAAUUUAACAUCAGGGGUAGUGAUAGUUCCUUGGAUGAUUGCAUCUACCAUCUUAUCUGCCCAUGCUGUGCAUUAUGUCAGGAAUCCAGGACAUUGGAGAUGAACAAUGUCCAAGAUGGCACCUGGCAUGGUCGGGGUGAUACAAUAUACAUAGGUAGCCUUGGAGAAGGAGGAAAGUCGAUCUUUGAGCUACAACCGCCUCCUAUUGUGUCAAUCAAAUCCCCUGACCCCUGAAGCUUGUAAAAGAGCACAGGUUGUUGUGAAUAUUGAUGAGUUUAAUAAGCUGGGCAUUUACCAUUCCAGAAAGUGGCUACAGCUAUGAUUGGAAGUUGACUUUCGGUUUGAUUUCUUCCCCAAGGAAGGGUUAUCUGCGUUAUGGAAUGCCGGCAUUUUGCAUUCAGGAUUUUGCUGUGGGUUGCCACUGGGAAUUAGAGCUGCUUUGAGUUUCCUGCUCCGCCUUUGUGAUUGCUGUGUUUUCAACUAUGGAAGGUGAUCUGCUCUGGAUGAUUAUUUGAUGAGGAAGAUUUCAUUGAUCUACGUGCAUGAUGAUAACCAUGUAUUUGUACAUGUUACGGGGUUUCUCAGAUUGAUCCCCAUUCUCUAGGAUUUUUUUGGUUGUAAUGUUGUUUAGGUGUAGAACAUGUUAUCAUUAUUGUUAUCGCCGAUCAAUGAAAUGCCGAUUAUAUAUUCCUCAUCA